Messenger RNA from Paramecium sonneborni, 320 nucleotides. Lineage: Eukaryota; Ciliophora; Oligohymenophorea; Peniculida; Parameciidae. The record is from the annotation of a GenBank genome assembly.
AAGUACAUAAAUUUAGUAUUAUAUUAGAAUAUAUGAAAGCGAGUGGUUAAUGGAUUAGAUGGAUUAAAAGAUAAAAUGACUAAGCGAUUUUUUCAGUAAAGAGAGCUAAGAAAUUUAUAAUGAAGAUUGGAAAGUUGGAUACUUUGUAUUGUUAUGUCAACUAGAAAGAAUAUUAAUAAAUGUAAAUUUAAAGAAUUAAAAUAUUUUAGUGGAGGUGGAUUAUAUGUCAGAAAAUUAAGAAGGAAAUUCAAUAAAAAUUGGAAGAUGGAUAGAGUUAAAUGAGGGAUUCUAGGAAAUUUCUUAAGUCACUUAUAAUGGUG